Pygocentrus nattereri (red-bellied piranha) is the source of this 5827-nucleotide messenger RNA. It is a transcript of the gene akap1b, whose product is annotated as A kinase (PRKA) anchor protein 1b. The record is from RefSeq and is a predicted model, not a curated record. Gene Ontology annotation, molecular function: RNA binding. The transcript is spliced from 12 exons. Bases 252 to 2852 code for a protein of 866 amino acids. Lineage: Eukaryota; Metazoa; Chordata; Actinopteri; Characiformes; Serrasalmidae.
UUUCGGUCGGUCAACACGUGGGGAGGAGAGAAAGACACACACGCACACACACCGAGCUGAGGGACACGGCGGGGCUGUGCUGGGCCCACAGAACGAAACGGUCAUUGAGCUUUAUCAUUACGGGUGUGCGGUUCACGGUGGCGGCGAGGAGGACGUACAGACACGGUAAUUGAAGCAGCUAGAAAAGUGAGCUGAAACUGUGUGAAGUUAAAAGGAAUCCUGACUGGAGUUGUAGCUAGGGUCCACAGGAGAUGCCGCUGAGGUUCCGUUCCAUUGUCCCAUACAUAUUUCCUGGAGUGGUAGCGCUCAUAGGCUGGUGGUGGUACACCUCACGCAAGAAAGAGUGGAUCACUGGCCACAACAGCGAGGAGGGACAAGCCAUGGGCUUGUUGGCUUCUCCUGGUGAGAGCAGCAAUGGGAUAGUGGAUAAGGACUGUCAAGCCAUCAGCGUUAGACAUGGAAGAACCAGUCAAGAAAGACCUAAGGCCAAAGAGCAGAGGCCUGCUGAGCAGGAGGUUGUAGCACAGGUUCAUGCACCUGCAACAAAGGCCUCAUCAGGAGAACCUCUUAGCUCGUCUGCAAUAGUGGAAGCAUCUGGCAAGCUUGACUCCUCUCACAGCAAAGCAACUACAGACUCCCUGCAGAGCAGCCCUGAGGCAUUCAGGCAAAAGCCCCCAGUUCCAACCUCAACCUCGUCAAAUGUAGUAGAGAAAACUUCUCAUAAGAGACCCGUGGCAGCUGCUUUAAGCGACAAGUCAAGACAGUUGCCCACAGUUGGAGAGCUGGACUCAGUUAGGCAGCUUCAGGAUCAAACGGCCAACAAACAGGAACUUGACACUAAGGAAAUAUCACCUGCUGUACCCUGGAGUGCGGAGCUACCCAAAGCAGAGCGCCCGGAACCUGAAGGAGGGGUGGCUGACGACAUAUUGGCUGUGGCUUUUGCUGAGAAUGUCCAAGCAGACUUGGUGAAAGACAGCCUUUCUUCCACCAAAGAUGACUUGCCCCCCAAAACACUCACAGUUCUAGAUCAGUGUGCUCAAGCUGUAUUCCAGCAUUCUUUUCUCACAGAGAGCCCUGUGGUUUCUGCUUCAUUUCCCCUCUCUGCCAGCACCCCUGUCUCUGAUAACUCUAUCGAAGCCAAGCACCAUGAGAACGGAGAUGUAAGUGAGUCAGCUAAGACCAGCAAUAGCAUGGAGGAACUUCACCGGCUGGCUACUGGGCUCAUCACUCAGGUCAUCACAGCGGCUACACAGGAGGUCAUGGCGGUGAGCAGCUGUGAAGCCUCAGUGGCAACUAGCAGCAUCACACCCACUUUUAAUGGAAAGGACAUAAUGAGGGAAGAGGAACACCGUGAAUCUCAGGUGUGCCCCUCUUCUCAAAGCCAAGCAAAUCACGUAGAGCAGCGGACAGCACAGACUGCAGAGGAUGUCAUCAAUGGCUGCCUUGUCCCCUCAGUCUGGGAGAAGUCGGAGGAUGAGCGGCAGUGUACAUUGUCCUCUCAGCGACAGUUGGAAUCAAUCCCGGUGUUGCCCAAGAUUCAGGCUGAGGAGGCCGUAACCGGAACAGAAGAUUCUGGGUGUAGCACGUGCCAGUCGGAGGAUGGCAUCAGCAGUGAGGACCUUCUCCUCAGCACGGGUUUGUCUUCAACCGUGCCUGAGCGCAAAGAGGACCUUAUUCAAAUUUCAGGGAUCUCCAGGAGUUCAGAAGAAAAGGAAGAUGGACUGCAGGAGAGUUCUGAUUUAACAGGUCUGGAAGAGCCAACGCUGACUGCAGAGCACGUGGCUGCUGUGUGUGAGGUGGCACGACUGAACGGGGCAGGACUCAGGAACGGAACCAGUGAAGCAGAGGCUGACCAGUCGGGAGGUUCGGAUGUGAACAGUAUGGAUUCAGUUGACAGCUGCUCCACCUUGGGGACAGGAGAUGGCCAGCAGAGUGGUAGCCAGUCCAGCCAAUCACAGAGUUCUGAGUUGAUUGUGUGGGAGAUAGAGGUGCCAAAGCAUCUAGUUGGUAGACUAAUUGGCAAACAAGGGAGGUACGUGAGCUUUCUGAAGCAGAGCUCUGGUGCAAAGAUCUACAUUUCCACCCUGCCUUACACUCAAGAGUUUCAGAUCUGCCAUAUAGAAGGCACCCAGCAGCAAGUAGAUAAAGCACUGGCAUUGAUUGGUAAAAAGUUCAAAGACUUGGACCUGACCAACUUGUAUGCUCCCCCACCACUGCCACUCUCACUGCCCUCGCUGCCCAUGACGUCCUGGCUCCUUCUUCCUAAUGGUGUAACGGUGGAAGUUAUUGUGGUCAAUAUUGUCUCAGCUGGCCACGUGUUUGUCCAGCAACACACCCACCCUACAUAUCAUGCCCUGCGCAGCCUGGACCAGCAGAUGUUCCUGUGCUACUCCCAGCCUGGCACCCCCGCCCUGCCAUCUCCAGCCGAAGUUGGUGUGAUCUGUGCAGCUCCCGCAGUUGAUGGCGCAUGGUGGCGAGCGCAGGUGAUCUCGUUCUACAAGGAUUCUAACGAAGUGGAGAUCCGAUACGUGGACUACGGCGGCUAUGACCGAGUGAAGAUUGAUACUCUUCGUCAGAUUAGGUCGGACUUUGUGACAUUACCAUUCCAAGGAACAGAAGUUUUACUGGACAACAUAGCCCCUCUUCCUGGAGAGGAUCGAUUUUCAACUGAAGCCACCUCUGCUUUAGAAGAAAUGACACGUGGGGUACCAUUGCUUGCACAGGUGACAAACUAUGACAAUAACACAGGCCUUCCGUUAGUACAAAUGUGGAACAUGGUUGGAGAUGACCUGGUGCAGCUGAACCGCACUUUGGCAGAACGAGGCUUUGCCACCUGGGUGGACAGUUUCUGAUCCAUCUGAUCCCCUCCCCCUGUCCCAUCCUCUUAUCACCUGCUCACCCCUUUUAUCUUGUCUUGGUGUGCAGGAUUGACCUGAGUCCUCCCUCCUACCCGUAACACCCUCCUACCUGAAGUGCACAUCACUGGCUAAGGGGAGAUGUACUUUUCAGUUCUAUUUUUGAGGUUUUAUUUUGUUUCCUCCCUUUCAACGUAAUGUACUGUAUUUAAAAAUACAGCCAGGUUUUAUUCAGAGAAAAUCCUGUAAGACAUGAAUGAGGAAAAUCUCUUCAUUGUUCUUCUAAAUGUAAAGAAAUCUUAAAAAGAAUUGUAACUAAAUUAAAGUUGAUCAUGUUUUCCGUCCAACCAGACUCCUUCCAGCACAAAUCUGACUGUGGAUAGUUAUGCCAUGGAUGUAAAAGUGUAAUUAUAUGAAGAAAAUAAUGUACAUUAAAAAUAUAACUAUGGUGCCGUCAACACUCAACGUUGGUAACAUUUGAAAGGACUGUCAAAUAUUCGGCUUGGGACUGAUCUUGUGCAUACUUCAGUUUUCAUAGCUUUGUCUCAGUAGUUUAUGUGCUUAUGAGUUAUUUUAUGAUGGUGGUGGUUCAAUAUGGCUGGCUGCUUGUGGGAAAUCGUAACCAGAGUGCUGUCCUCCACCCCAAAUGCUUCUGCACAUUCAGUGUGUAGAACAGGACGUGUCCAUGUCACGAGAGGGGAGACCUACCACUGCUCCACAGAUCCUGUCUGAUCUUCCACCCCAACUUCUGUCUGUACAGCAUUGUGGCCUUAGGGGGGGAAACAUGACCCCUACCCCCCCAACACACUCGCUCUGUGAGACCUGUCCUGCAAAUUGCCUUUGGUGUGAAUAGGCCUGGUGUCACGUGUCAUCUCAAAAUGCAGCUUCUUACUGUAGCCCAUUAUACAUGGAGGCGCUCUACGACUUUCUCUGUAGGACAUUUCUGAUCUUGUUCCUCUCCAUGUAUCUGGAGGAAUACACUAAGGGAUUGAGUUGCGCUUCACUUGAACUACAUGGCCUCACUACAUGUUUUUCCUGACCAGCGGAACGCUUCAACUGCUGGUCAGAUGGGACUUUGAAAACAGAACACUAUGUCUGAGAGUGGGCCUCUGUUUUGGAUAGGUGGAUUGCAUAUAGUAGGAGUCUGUGUGUCUAUUGUAUGCAUGCAAUCCUGUUCAGAGCACACCUUUUGGCCUAGUCCUCUGUUGGUCCACCCAGAAGUCCACAGUUUGCUAUAUGUAGUGUGGCUAACUGCCUGCAAGUAUUGCUUUAAUGAUGCCAGAGGCAGUUUUAUCACUCCUCAUUUGGAGUCCAUAAAUCUAAAUGGUUAUUGUGGUCAGUAGCCAUCUUCUACACAUUCUGUGAACUGUUGGUUAGAAAAUCCACCCUGAGCAUAAACUCUGUGUUACAAGUGGCACAUGAGAUGGCACAAGUUAGAAGUGCUCACAGUGGGUUUGUUGUGGAAGACGAAAGCUUUAAGAAGCCUCCCUCAGCUUUUUUUCCCCUUUUGUUGGGUUUGACUUUGGAAAUUACAGUUACAAUGUACUUGAUUGCAGUACCUAUAAUUUGUCAUUUGUAAACCUUUUUCGUUUGCUUUAUUUUUUUUUUGUUUGGUUUUAUUUUUUUGUAAGUUAAUUAAUCAUGGUCUGUAUUGCAUUUGGGUAUACGACUUUCUUGGCCAGGACUCAUUCACCCAGUUUUCUGCUGCUACCCCACUUUUGUUCACCUAACAUUGAACUUUGGCAAUUCAAAACCUGAUUGGGCUUUUUCCACCCAUUUUGAUUUGGUCUGUUGGGGUUCUUUUGGGCGAGCACUACUUUCCACUAGGGUUAUAGUCCCAUACGGUUGCCUGUGUGCUGCUAGUAUUCUCUGCAUUCAGAGAAUCGCCCUUUAGCUCCCAUUGGGGUCGGCUCAUAUCACGGCUUGAAUAACUGAAUAAUUAAACAAUUAUUAUAUAAGAGCAUUUUAUCACCACAUGUCGAUUUUCAACCUAAGAACUUUUCAGGAUUAAGACAGAAAACUUGAAUUUACUCUUUUCAUUAUUUUUUCUUUUACUAUAGGAAUGCAGGUUACUCCCGUGAACUGUAAAGAAUGCAUAAUGUAAUGAAACUUACUGACAUGUAAACUCCUUAUAAACACUUGUAAAAUGGUGAACUGCGGAGGGAAAUGCACUUUUCUACACUACUUGUUGCAGUGUCCUGACUUUGUGAAAGCUAUAAGGACUGUAAUAUCUUUGUUGAGUCUCAGGAAUGGGCUUUCACUCCUGUCUGCUCCAUGUCUGCUGUGUUUAGUGUAUUGUCUAAAUCAGUGGUAACGUGUCUGUGUUGGACAUAGAGGUACUAAACGGCCUACUUAAUGGUGUUCAGCCUCUUCUCAGCCUCUGAAAGGGUGUCUACCUGUGUUAAGCAGGCAAAUAGAUAGGGAACCACAGUGACCCAAACUCAGAAACUAUGGACUGUGUUUUGGUGUCUGUUUUUAUUGGUGUACUCCUCGAUUUACAAGUUCAUAGUUCAUUGUAGAAUUGCAAUCACUGAUUGCUGCAUCAAUACUGCAAUACUGUCAGCUCACAUCCUCAAUUCAGACAGUUUCUGUUAAAGGGUAGUCUGAUAUCUCCACCUCACUUUCCCCGCAAUGCUUCAUCAAACUCUUUCUUGACUUGUCUGGGUUUGUGUAAAUAAGAUUUCACUGUACUUUUGUAUAACACUGGGGAGAGUGUAGGAAACAAAGGGAACAUUUUUUUUCUUUUUCACCCCUUUCCAAAAUCUGCUCCUUGUUCUCUGUUGGUAGGACUGGUUUGAAGUGUUUCCCUAGCUAGUUGAUUAAUCAUUUGAUUUAAGUGAGUGUAAGCAAUGCUGCCCACAGCAUAGACAUGUACAGGUCUGUUUUUGCUAGACUCAUAAAGGUUUGAUUUUUUUUUUUUUUGGUUGUACAGGUCUAUUAAAAAUGAGAAUAAAGUUAUUAAAACAUGCUCA